AUGUUUUCAUCAUUUUCGCGUACAACAGUUGCCGUUGCAGUGGCGUUCUUCCUCUGCUGGGCGCCCUUCCACGCGCAACGCCUGAUGGCUGUGUAUGGCAGCAGCGCGAACAUUGAAUCGAAACUGUUCAAAGAUGUCUUCGAAGCUGUCGACCUCACAUCCGGUGUGUUGUAUUACCUAUCGACCUGCAUCAAUCCGUUGCUGUACAACAUCAUGAGUCACAAAUUCCGUGAUGCUUUUAAG
Messenger RNA from Bactrocera oleae (olive fruit fly), 243 nucleotides. The record is from RefSeq and is a predicted model, not a curated record. NCBI's taxonomy places the organism in Eukaryota, Metazoa, Arthropoda, Insecta, Diptera, Tephritidae.